Molecule: messenger RNA, 627 nt
Organism: Penicillium paradoxum
Lineage: Eukaryota; Fungi; Ascomycota; Eurotiomycetes; Eurotiales; Aspergillaceae
Exons: 2
Coding region: 1-627 (208 amino acids)
Source: RefSeq, a predicted model, not a curated record
AUGAUUGGCAGCGUCUUCUUCAUCUUCAACCGCUUGGUUGAGAUCACUUUCCUGAUCCCAAUCAUUGGCAUGCUGGCCUAUUUUGUUGAUGGUUACCUCAAAGCAAACCAGUUGACCCCACCGUACAUUCUGGUCCUCUUCAUCGUCAGCACAAUCGCCGCCUUCUGGGCCCUCGACACGCUCAUUCGCUUCUCAACAACCAAGCGCUCCGCAAUCUUCGUUUCAUUCGUGGACAUGCUUUUCUUCGGCGCCUUCAUUGCAGCCGUCUACCAGCUCCGCUUCAUUGCCAAAGCCGACUGCGCCCGCUGGCGCGGCGGCACUGUCUGGGUCUCUCUGGGCCCAUUCGGUUCCUGGGGUCAGCGCACAGAUAAUCCUCUUGCGCUGGACAUUAAUAAGACAUGCGCUAUGCUGAAGGCGUCCUUCGCUUUUGGGAUCAUGGAGGCUGUGUUCUUCUUCUGGACUGGAUUGCUCGCGCUCUUCUUGCACCGCUCGAAUGACACAAAGGUUGUCAGGGAGACCACGACGGUCCGGAGACGCAGCCAUUCCAGUCGUCGUGGCCCUGGUUCUGGUUCGCACCACUCGCGUCAUCGCAGCUCUAGCCGUAGCAGACCAGAGUAUGUUGUUUGA